Chanos chanos (milkfish) is the source of this 2868-nucleotide messenger RNA. RefSeq names its product unc-5 netrin receptor Da (gene unc5da). Gene Ontology annotation, biological process: netrin-activated signaling pathway; axon guidance. Bases 1 to 2868 code for a protein of 955 amino acids. Gene Ontology annotation, molecular function: netrin receptor activity; protein binding. The record is from RefSeq and is a predicted model, not a curated record. The transcript is spliced from 17 exons. Lineage: Eukaryota; Metazoa; Chordata; Actinopteri; Gonorynchiformes; Chanidae. Gene Ontology annotation, cellular component: membrane.
AUGAGUGGCUCUCUGACAGGGAUCUUUAAUGAGGCCAAGCCAGGGCAAGGAUCCAGGGAUGGCCUGCAGCAUUCCCAGUCGGCUCUGGCUGGAACGCUACCCCACUUCCUGCAGGAGCCAGAUGAUGCCUACAUUGUCAAGAGCAACCCCAUCAAACUGCGGUGCCGAGCCAGACCUGCACUGCAGAUCUUCUUCAAAUGCAAUGGAGAGUGGGUCCACCAGAACCAACACACUUCACUGGAACACACCGACCUGGGAACCGGACUGAAGAUCCGAGAAGUAACGAUAAACGUAUCGAGGCAGCAGGUGGAGGACUUCCAUGGCCCGGAAGAUUACUGGUGUCUGUGUGUGGCUUGGAGUCACCUGGGAACAUCCAAAAGCCGCAAGGCCACAGUAAGAAUCGCAUAUCUACGGAAGAACUUUGAACAGGAGCCACAGGGGAAAGAGGUGCCAAUCAAAGGCAUGAUCGUCCUUCACUGUCGCCCUCCAGAGGGAGUGCCCCCUGCAGAGGUGGAAUGGCUAAAGAAUGAAGAACCGGUGAGUUCCCUGGGAGACCGAAACAUCGACACGCGGGCUGAUCAUAACCUGAUCAUUAACGAAGCUCGGCUUUCUGACUCGGGGAAUUACACUUGCUUGGCCAGCAACAUCGUCGCUAAGAGACGCAGUGCCACAGCCACCGUCAUUGUGUUUGUAAAUGGCGGGUGGUCUUCUUGGACGGACUGGUCGGCCUGUAACGUACGCUGUGGGAGAGGCGUCCAGAAGCGCUCACGUACCUGUACUAACCCUGCUCCCCUCAACGGAGGGGCUUUCUGUGAGGGCAUGUCUGUUCAGAAAAGCACCUGCAACACACCCUGUCCAGUGGAUGGAGGCUGGGCAGAGUGGAGUCAGUGGACAGAAUGCAGUGCGGAGUGUCAACGGCAGCGUAGCAGAGACUGCACAGCCCCUGAACCAAAACACGGGGGCAGACUGUGUGAGGGAGCUGCACUGGACACAGACAACUGCACCGGAGAUCUCUGCACUCAAGACAGAAAACUGCUACAUGACGUCAAGGUGCCUCAAGGUGCAGAAAGCAGCAGUGACGUGGCACUGUACUCAGGUCUGGCUGCCGGCGUGGUGACGGUGGUAGUCCUGAUCGUCGCGGUAACGCUGUACAGGCGAAACCAAAGCGAGUACGGAGUAGACGUCAUCGACUCAUCUGCCCUCACUGGAGGAUUCCAGUCUUUCAGCUUCAAGACUGCCAGACAGGGUAACCCUCUCCUGAUGAACGCAUCCAUGCAGCCUGACCUUACGGUGUCUCGAACCUACACGAGCCCGAUGUGCUUUCCUGAAUCCAUGGACAAGGAACUAAUCUCAGAGCCCUCGCUCUUUGACCCCCUUCCUGAUCUGAAAGUCAAAGUUCACAGCUCCUUCAUGGUGUCGCUCGGAGUUUCCGACAGGGCAGAAUACCACGUCAAGUCGCCACCCCAAACUUUUCCCCGGGGGCUGGUCCAGGAUUUCGGAGGGAGAGGAAGUACUUUAGGGAGCAGAGAGAAAAACAAUUUGAACACACUCCCUCCUUCUCACACCGCCAACACACCCUCCACCAAAUCCUCCGUCAAGACAGUCGGAGUCUUCGGCCACGCAGGUGGCAGGCUGGUGGUGCCAAAUGCAGGUGUCAGUUUGCUGGUACCUCAUGGAGCAAUAGGUGAGAAUACUACCUGGGAACUCUACAUGAGCAUCAAUCAAGAGGAAACAAGUGCCCCAUCAGAUGAGGGAAAUGAAAUUCUACUGAGCCCAGAGGUCACUUAUGGCCCACCAGGACUUGAUCUUUCCUGCCCUGUCGCCAUGACAAUAGCCCACUGUGCGGACGUGAGCACUGAGGACUGGAGCAUACGGCUGAAGAGACAGAUGCAGGAGAACAUGUGGGAGGAAGUAAUGGCAGUGGAGGAGGAGAGCACGUCCUGUUAUUGCCUGUUGGAGUCUCAGUGCUGCCACCUGUUGGUUGACCGGCCUGGGCGCUAUGCCCUCGUGGGCGAACCAUUGACCCAAUCAGCAGGCAAAAGAAUCAGACUGGCAGUUUUUGGCAGCAUGGAAGCCAACACACUCAACUACAGCCUCAGAGUCUACUGCGUGGAUGACACACCCCAUGCAUUUCAGGAGGUUGUGUCUCUGGAGCGUGGCAAAGGGGGACGUCUCCUGGAAGAGCCGAAGACCCUGCUGUUUAGGGGAAACACUUUCAGCCUGCAGUUGUCCAUUCAGGACAUCCCACAGUUCCUCUGGAGCAUCAAACCCUUCACCACCUGCCAGGAGUUCUCUUUCUCUCAGGUGUGGUGCAGUAACCAGACUCCUCUGCAGUGUGCCUUCUCUCUGGAGCGCUACAGCCCAGCAACCAAUCAGCUCUCUUGCAAGAUCAGCGUGCGGCAGGUCAAAGGUCAUGAGCAGAUCCUGCAGAUCUACACUACCGUCGGUGAGAAUGAAAAAGACACUGUUCCGUUUUUCACCCAGUCGGACUGUACCAUCACUUCUCAGAUGGGGUCCAAAGCCUUUAAAAUCCCCCUCUCCAUUCGGCAAAGGAUCUGCGCCACUUUUGACACAGCCAACACCAAGGGCAAAGACUGGCAGCUCUUAGCACAGAAACUGCAUAUUGACAGGAACCUGUGUUAUUUUGCAUGCCAGCAGAGCCCAUCAGCAGUCAUUCUGAGUCUAUGGGAGGCUCAGCACCAAGAGAGGGGGGACCUGGACUUACUGGCUAGCGCCUUGGAAGAGAUAGGCAAGGUUCACUCCAAGCAUACCACCAGCGUCAACUCAGUGGAUGACAUUGGCAAAGUCUCAUCCAGAAACACUACCAUGAGCCGUAGCCACGAGGAACUGGACUCAGACCACACUUAG